Neoarius graeffei (lesser salmon catfish) is the source of this 1565-nucleotide messenger RNA. It is a transcript of the gene rer1, whose product is annotated as retention in endoplasmic reticulum sorting receptor 1. Gene Ontology annotation, biological process: retrograde vesicle-mediated transport, Golgi to endoplasmic reticulum; protein retention in ER lumen. The transcript has 7 exons. NCBI's taxonomy places the organism in Eukaryota, Metazoa, Chordata, Actinopteri, Siluriformes, Ariidae. Bases 114 to 704 code for a protein of 196 amino acids. The record is from RefSeq and is a predicted model, not a curated record. Gene Ontology annotation, cellular component: Golgi membrane.
GGAAUGAGAUUUGCCUUUACGGAAGUACUGACGUGUUCACAGCGGUGCAGCGCGAGCGGCGGACAGGCGGCUGAGAGUGAUACAGCGGAGGCACCCGGUUAGAAAAAGACAGAAUGUCAGAAGGAGACAGUUCUGCUGAAUCCAUCCAUGGGAAACCAUCCGCCAUAGCCAGCUUCUUCACACGUCUUGGACAGAUCUACCAGUCAUGGUUGGAUAAGUCAACUCCGUUCUCAGCAGUACGAUGGGCGGUCACGCUCAUCCUUACAGCAAUAUACAUGAUCAGAGUGUAUAUACUACAGGGGUGGUACAUAGUCACGUAUGCUCUUGGAAUCUACCAUCUCAAUUUGUUCAUUGCUUUUCUUUCACCGAAAGUUGACCCAUCGUUGCUUGAUGACCCAGAUGAUGGUCCAUCACUUCCCACAACGCAGAACGAGGAGUUUCGGCCCUUCAUCAGACGGCUGCCGGAAUUCAAAUUCUGGCAUUCUGCGACAAAAGGCAUCAUCAUUGCUAUGAUUUGCACAUUCUUUGAAGCCUUUAACGUACCAGUGUUCUGGCCUAUCCUUGUGAUGUACUUCAUCAUGCUCUUCUGCAUCACCAUGAAGCGACAGAUCAAGCAUAUGAUUAAGUAUAGGUACCUGCCCUUCACACAUGGGAAGAGGAUAUACAGAGGCAAGGACGACACAGGAAAAACCUUUGCUAGUUAAAAUCCCUCCCCUUCCCUCACUCAAAUUAAAGUUAUUGAUGAAGAAUGGUGCGUGCAGGGGUUGAAGUUUUGUAAGAUAUUUUUUUUUGGCCUUUUUGUGGGGAUACAAAAAAAAAGGCUUAUCGGAAAAGAGUUUUGAUCCAUGAUAACAGUGUUGGGUGUUUUGUGGAAUGAUUAUUGCUGCCUUUAAGUGAAAAAUGCAUGGAGUUUGGAUCUUGGCAAGAUUCACGCAAAGUUUACUGAUUAGCGUGGUGCCUAUUUUGUCGUGUGCGCAGAGACUUUGUUUUGAUAAGAAAACUGGGCAUAUUAACACUGUGCUACGAUGGUGCAAAUGUACAAGACUGAGCUCUAGAGCUUGGGGGUUUUCAGCGUCAUUUCCCCUCUUUUUUCAUUAAAUGAUACUGGAAAGCAUGGGAUCUGAUUUAAUUCAUCAUUAGGUGGAAAUUAGGCAUGAGAUAAGAGCCAGAUCUUCUUCAGCAUCCAGAAAUGGCUCGCUCAACACCAGAUUAUUCCAACACAUUUGCACUGAAGUACCUUCUCUCAGCACUCUUCACUGAACUAAAUAAUAAAGUCCGUGUUUAGAUGCAAAACCGCAAGAUGUUUUGACACUAGUGCCCAACAUGGAGUCACCACACAUGAUUUGCCUUCCUUCUUGAAUGUGCAUUCUCUAGUUUUCUUUUUGUACAUAAACUUUGUGCCUAGUAACAUCCUUUCUAGCAGCUUGUAAUUUAUUAGUAGUUAAAUCCCCUGAUCAUUAAGUUGAACUGUUUUGUUUUUUUUUGUUUUUUUUUGAUGCUCAGUAGAUCUAUAGCUAUACAUUGUAAUAGUUAUAUCAUUCCGAACAAAACCUUUUUUCUCUCUC